UUGUAAGUAUAGUAGUCAAAUACAUAAAUUUAUACGUUGUUUUACAUCUUCUGAAAAUGUAAAUGUGAUGCAAAUAGGAUGCAAUAUUGACUUUUAUACCUCAAAUUUACAUUCGUAAGUUGUAUUGUAGUUAAAAAAACUUAUCUUAAAGCAUCUCCAAGGGCUACUCCAAUAGAUGCAAAACCUCAUAUGCCGCGCCCCAUAUGAGUGUAUGACAUGAACUCCCAAGAAUUAUGGGUCCAUGUUUAUGGGAGACUCAAAUCAUGCAAAUCAAUAAGCACAACACAACUCAAACAGUUGCAUUCAUUUCUCAUCAAAACAAGGCCUCUCCCUCUCAAAUACCCGAACCUCAUUUCUUCUCCUCCAUCUCCUCCUCACAAAAACAAACACAAAUACUCACAUUCCACUCACAUCCUCUCUUUCUUAAACCACCUGGAAAAGCCAGACCUCUGCCUCUCCCUCUACAAUGCCAUCAUCCAAGGCCUCCCUUCAAAUCCCACCACCAAAACAGCCUCCCUUUUCCAACUGUUUGAAUUGCUUGGACACAUGCUUGCCAAUGGCAUCCUUCCUGACCACUACACCGUCCCCUCUGUUCUCAAAGCGUGCGCGCAGUCGCGUGCGCUGAGAGAGGGGCAGCAGAUUCACGCCUACGCUAUCAAAACCGGGCUUGUUUUGUCCAAUGUGUACGUCAAUAACACUCUUAUGAGGGUUUAUGCUGUUUGUGGGGUUAUGAAAUGGGUCCGGUUGGUGUUUGAUGAAAGUCCUCAGAGGGACUUGGUUUCGUGGACUACGCUUAUUCAGGGUUAUGUUAAAAUGGGGUUUCCGAGAGAAGGCGUUGAAGUGUUUUUUAGGAUGUGUGAUGCUGAGAUGAGGGCGGAUGAGAUGACGUUGGUCAUUGUUCUCUCUGCUUGCUCGAAGUUGGGAGACUUGAGCUUGGGUAGGAAGAUCAGUGGAUACAUUUACGAUAAUGGGGUAUGCCGAGAUGUUUUUAUAGGCAAUGCGUUGGUCGAUAUGUACUUGAAGUGUGGGGAUGCCGACUUUGCACGUAAAGUCUUUAAUGAGAUGCCUGUGAGAAAUGUGGUUUCCUGGAAUUCGAUGAUAUCGGGUUUAGCACACCAAGGGAAAUUUAAGGAGGCGUUGGACGUGUUCCAGGAGAUGCAAAGAAUGGGUCUUGAGCCAGAUGAUGUUACUUUAGUUGGCGUAUUGAAUUCGUGCGCGAAUCUUGGAGUGCUCGAGAUGGGGGAGUGGGUACAUGCUUAUGUUGAUAGAAAUCAUAUCGAUGCAGAUGGGUUUAUAGGAAAUGCGCUUGUGGAUAUGUAUGCUAAGUGUGGAAGUAUAGACCGAGCCUUUAGAGUUUUUCAACGCAUGAAUCGCAGAGACGUAUAUUCAUAUACUGCCAUGAUUGUUGGGUUAGCUAUGCAUGGGGAGGUAGAGAUGGCAUUGGAUGUAUUUGCUGAAAUGCCUAGAGUGGGCAUUGAACCGGAUGAGGUAACAUUUAUCGGAGUCCUUGCAGCUUGUAGUCAUGGAGGACUUGUGGCAGAGGGUCAGAAGUAUUUUAGGGAGAUGUCAAGUGUGCACAAGCUCAGACCUCAGACAGAGCAUUAUGGCUGCAUGGUUGACCUGUUAGGCCGUGCCGGGUUUAUAAACGAGGCAGAGGAGUUUGUUGAAAACAUGCCAAUUGAGCCUGAUGCCUUUGUUUGGGGAGCCCUAUUGGGAGCCUGCAGGAUCCAUGGGAAAGUAGAGCUUGCUGAAAGUGUGAUGAAGAAACUACUGAAGGUAGAGCCCGAGAGAGAUGGUGCAUAUGUGCUCAUGUCUAACAUAUAUUCCUCUGCAAAUAGAUGGAGGGAUGCAGUGAAGUUGAGACGGGCGAUGAAGGGAAAGAACGUGAAGAAAACUCCCGGGUGUAGUUCAAUCGAACUUGAUGGUAUUGUUCAUGAAUUCAGAAAGGGUGACAAAUCACAUAAAAGAAGCAAAGAAAUAUACAAAUUGCUAGAAGAGAUUAUGAACCACAUAAAGAACCAUGAGCUUUUGGCACACUGAACUCCAUUCUUUUGAUGAUUGUGGCACGUCAACAUAAACCGUCAACUAAACUGAGAAGGAAGAGCAUUGACAGUUUGGCACAUUGCGGCUGGCAUGAUCGAUCAACUUGAUCCCAGGAGCUAAUGCAUCUUCUGCGAGGUAAGAAUUAAGCAAGAAGAUCAAAUUUAAUAAUUUUGUCUUUUUUUUUUUGGUCAAUAAUUUAAUAAUUUUGUCAACCUACCGAGUAAUUGUUGUAAAGACUUCAUAAUCCACACUAAAUUUAUUUAGUACCGGUGUCACAUGUACCGUGCUUCAUUUUUCGUAAAUCAGUCCAUUUGUGCUGUACUAGGAUCUAGGUUUUCCUCAGGCAGAAGUUGCAUUUUUUCGUCUCGGAUGCACAUAAUCGUAUAGCUAACCUGUGUGUCGAUUUUAUCCCGUUUUAACGCUCUUCUCAGCAGCUAGGUAUUCCAAAAUUUUGCAGCAGGGGGUGGUUAAAACGUCAAACACAUAAGACCAUCUCCAACCGAACCCUCCAAGAAAUUAAUAUUUU
Messenger RNA from Malus domestica (apple), 2569 nucleotides. RefSeq names its product pentatricopeptide repeat-containing protein At1g08070, chloroplastic-like. Lineage: Eukaryota; Viridiplantae; Streptophyta; Magnoliopsida; Rosales; Rosaceae. Gene Ontology annotation, molecular function: protein binding. The record is from RefSeq and is a predicted model, not a curated record.